This is a messenger RNA of Dentiscutata erythropus, 1065 nucleotides long. The record is from the annotation of a GenBank genome assembly. Lineage: Eukaryota; Fungi; Glomeromycota; Glomeromycetes; Diversisporales; Gigasporaceae.
AUGAAAUGUGAAAAGUGCCAACUUUUUAAACUUACACGGGAAUUUCCUGACGGUACAAUUAGCUCAACAUGCAAACAUAUCACAUCUUGGUGUUUAGAGUGCCUUGUAGGAUACCUGAAAGAAGUGCAGCAUCAAUGUCCCACAUGCAAAACUGAGUUGUCUGAACAAGAAGUUGUUAAAUUUAACUUAUUUUGGGAAAAGGCAAACUUCAAAAUUGAUCUUGAAAGUUUCUUGCAAACUCACGCCGAACAUUCUGGUCCAACUGAUGAAAAUUUUAACAAUCUUUAUGUUGUUCUAUUAAAUGGUGAAAUUAUCACUUUAAGCAUUUCUAAUAUCAAGACAAUUAAAGUUAAAGAUUUAAAAGGUGCUUUGAAAGAUAAGAUAAGAGUAGAUAUUACACAACAAAUGCUGAUUUAUAACGGUAUAGAGCUCAAUAAUUAUCGAGAUGAUGGGACUGAUAAUACACUCGAAAAUUACGGAAUCAAUCCAAAUAGUUAUAUCCAGCUUGUUGUCGUGCUUUAUUCUAUCCCAAAGGAUCAAGCUUUAACAAAUUUAAUAUUCGAUUUGCACUGGAAAUUCCCUAGUUCUGGACAUGAUUUUCUCGACGGUACUUGUAUGAUAUUUGAAGGUGAUAAAUUGUGGAAAACAUAUGACUAUUUACAUUCGAAAUAUCCUAGAAUACGAUAUAUUGAGCAUUCUGGAGAUCUUAUGGACACUGAUAAUGCUGGAGCUCACCAUGAAAUAAAAGCAAACCUCAAUGAACUUCCUAAAAGCGUCGGUCAACUUUAUUUUAUACUAAGUUCAUGGAGAUCUCCGAACAUUGGCCUUUUUAAGAAACCAGAGUUUAAAUUAUACGAUCCAGCGAAACCGAACGUUAACCUAUGUGAUUACACUGUUCAGAGAGCUGCAGACUCACAAGCUGUUAUAUUGUGCCUUAUUAAUCGAUCUCGUAAUGAUAUGUGGAAAGUAAUUCCUGUAGAAGAAACAACAAAUGGAAAUGCAAAAGAUUAUAGCCCAAUCGAAGAAAAAAUUAAGUCAUUCGGCUUGUUCAAUACGAUUUUGUAA